CUACUAGUACUAAUAUAGUAGAAUAAUUAUAGAUAAUCAAUCAUGGAUAAUUCCUAUUUUUGAGUGAACAUAGGAAUUCCAAAGAUUUUCCUCUGCAUAUUUGUUUUCCCCUCUCCCUUUCCCUCUCUGAAAAAACUGCAACCACCUUCCUGAGAGAGAAAGAGGAGAAGAAGAAGAAGAAGACGAGCAGUUGUUAUUCAAUAUUUUGACGACUCCCCAAAAUUACGCAAAUUUUGAAUCUUGGGAGAAUUUUAAAACCAGCCCUUUUUUCGUCUACGAAAAUGGGGUGUUUUUAAGAAAAAGACUUGGCCUCAAAUUCGUGUGUUUUUUUACUCUUAUGUGAUCUCGAUUUUCAUGUGAUGUGCAAUUCCUCACGGAGAGGAAAAGGGAUUAGAGAAAGAAAGGAAGGCUGUAUGAACAUUGAGAGGGAGAACGCUUGCGCCCAGAUGAUUUCUACUGGUUAUUAUACUUCCAAAAAAAGUGAUGAAAUAUGCGAAGAUGACUGUGACGAGGCACCACUUGUUUUUAUAUGCAGCAAGCUUCUCCAUCAUCUGUGACCAUGUCUAGGCUCCGUUGCUUCCUCCACGGCAUAGAUUUCCGAGUAAUUUUCUUCUUCCUCCUCAUUGCCCCGGCAGCUGUCUUCACCAUAUAUUGCCAUGGCCAGAAACUGACCUACUUCCUCCGCCCCCUAUGGGAGUCGCCUCCGAAGCCCUUCAUCCCUCUAACUCACUAUUACAAUCAGAAUGUGUCGAUGGAGACUCUCUGCAAGCUCCACGGUUGGGGCAUCCGUGAGUUCCCUAGGCGUGUGUAUGAUGCAGUCCUGUUCAGCAACGAGAUUGACAUGCUUACCAUCCGAUGGAAGGAGCUUUAUCCUUACAUCACGCAGUACGUGCUGCUUGAGUCCAAUUCCACCUUCACCGGCCUACCAAAGCCUCACAACUUCGCCAUUCAUCGGGAACUGUUCAAGUUCAUUGAGCCUAGGUUGACUUAUGGUGAGAUUGGUGGAAGGUUCCAGAGAGGUGAGAAUCCGUUUGUUGAGGAGGCGUAUCAGAGGCUUGCCCUCGACCAGCUUCUGAAGGUUGCGGGGAUAGAGGACGAUGACUUGCUGAUAAUGUCUGAUGUCGAUGAGAUUCCUAGCGGGCACACUAUUGAUCUCCUCAGGUGGUGCGACGAUAUUCCUCCGAUUCUCCACCUUCAGCUCCGGAACUAUUUGCACUCGUUCGAGUUUCAGCAGCAUCAGCUCAGCUGGAGAGCUUCUAUCCAUAGAUACCAGAAGGGGAAGACUAAAUACGCUCAUUAUCGACGAACUGACUACCUAUUCUCUGACUCGGGCUGGCAUUGUAGCUUCUGCUUCCGCCACUUGAGCGAUUUCAUCUUCAAGAUGAAAGCCUACAGCCACAGUGAUCGAGUGAGGUUCUCCCGAUUCUUGAACCCCAAAAGGAUUCAGGAGGUAAUCUGCAAGGGGGGCGAUCUGUACGACAUGCUGCCCGAAGAGUACACUUUUAGGGACAUAAUCGGGACAAUGGGACCGAUCCCUCAUUCUUUGUCGGCCGUCAAUCUCCCGUCCUAUCUGUUGGAAAACGCGGACAAGUACAAGUACCUUCUGCCGGGACACUGCUUACGAGAGCACAGAUGAUCCCAGACGAGGCAUAUAAAGAUCGUCGUUGUUUAGGGACGAGCAAGGAUACUGUAAACAAGAUGCAUCCCUUCCUAGUUGAGAAGAAGCUGUUCCAUUUUGAUGUGAAGAGAGCUUCAAUGGUGAAGAUGUGAGUAGUGACCAGCUAGUGUUGUGUUCACUAGUGCUGUAUAGGAAAGCUUCUCUAUAAUUCUGAGUUUUUCUUAUUUUGAUUUCAGUUUCCCUUUUUUUGGUGAAAUAUUUACACUUCUAUGAAAGGCUAUUUAAUUGUGUAUUCUUAUA
This is a messenger RNA of Salvia hispanica, 1918 nucleotides long. RefSeq lists its product as uncharacterized. Gene Ontology annotation, biological process: N-acetylglucosamine metabolic process. The record is from RefSeq and is a predicted model, not a curated record. Lineage: Eukaryota; Viridiplantae; Streptophyta; Magnoliopsida; Lamiales; Lamiaceae. Gene Ontology annotation, molecular function: beta-1,4-mannosylglycoprotein 4-beta-N-acetylglucosaminyltransferase activity. Gene Ontology annotation, cellular component: membrane.